UGGCUUUGUGCGAAAGAACCCCGCCGCAGCGACUUUAUUGGCGGCUCCAGCAUUUAACGCGUCAGAUCAACGCUGUCGGUAAAUAAUGGAAACGCGCGUGCACGGCAACAAUGUGCACGCGCCGACUAGCGCCUGGACAGCGCAUCAAACGCGCGCCCCCCACUAACAACCACGACUGAGAGAGCAAGCCGAGAGCCGCCUCGGCGCUGGCGGAGUGAAGUCCCGGGACGGGGAUGCGCAGAAGAUGCAGCCUCCGUGACGUCGCGCUACCGCCGCCGCCGCUGCUCUCUCAGGGAUCUCUCCCUCACAGCGCCGCGCAAUUUGCAUUUUCUUCUUGUUCCACAGCAGCGGCUCUCCGCACACAAUAAUGUGAGUGAGUGAACGCCGCGCCGCACCAAGAGCCUUCCGUUAGUCACCAAAAGAAGCGCCAACCGCCACCGGGAGCCAGCAUGUCGGAGGUGCUGCCCUACGGCGAAGAGAAGAUCGACUACGGGGACGAGGGUGAGGGCGAGGGCGAUGGUGAUCAGAUCUCCUUCACCUGCCGCCUGCAGGACACCAACAACUUCUUCGGCGCGGGCCAGGGCAAGAGGCCCCCGAAGCUGGGCCAGAUCGGGAGGAGCAAGAGAGUUGUCAUUGAAGAUGACAGGAUUGAUGACGUGCUGAAAAAUAUGUCUGAAAAAGCACCUUCAGGUGUUUAAAACAAAAAAAGCAAACAAAACAAAACAAAAGAUCCUAACCCCUUCUCCACUCCUCCAAACAAAACAAAAGAGCGAACUUUUUUCUGGAUUGUGGGCAUAACAAGUCAAAGAAAAAAAAAAAACAAACUGUCAGUCCUUCCCAAAAUGGGAUGAGAUCCUGGUUCCGUCUUCAGUUUAUGGCUUGCAUGAGGGUCAACCCGAGGAGUAAUAGUUUGCGGAUGAUGAUGGUAGGAUGGUGGUGGUGGUGGCGGUGGGGGAGUGAGGUUGUCUAGUGGUCACAGAUGUCCAAGAACUGCUGAACCUGCGUUGUACAGUUGAAACCUUGGAGUCACAGAAGCACACCGUUGUAACUCCGACUUUGUAUUGGCUGUUCUGGAUGAGCACUUUGUUUACAAUCUUCUCUUUGCAAAAUGAUUUGUGCACUUUGGAUGUAAACGUUGUUGAGUUUGAUGUUAACAUUCUACAGCUAUAUACAAGUAUUAUUAUAAUAAUGGUCAUUCAUUUUUUUCGGGGAAGGGGUGGGGGUUUGGGAAUAUUUUUGCAGUGUUUUAAAAAGACAACGCAAUGAGUUUUAUAUAUUAGAGCGACCACUGAAGGUAUUAUCGUUUUUAACAAAUUAUUCUUAAUUGAUGUUGCUCGGUUUCUUUUGUUGCUUCAAGCAACCUGCUUGCUCAGAUUCCAAAUGGGAAUAAAGAAAACAAAAAAA
This is a messenger RNA of Polypterus senegalus (gray bichir), 1404 nucleotides long. RefSeq names its product calcium/calmodulin-dependent protein kinase II inhibitor 1b (gene camk2n1b). Gene Ontology annotation, molecular function: calcium-dependent protein kinase inhibitor activity; protein kinase binding. The coding region runs from base 450 to 698 and encodes 82 amino acids. Lineage: Eukaryota; Metazoa; Chordata; Cladistia; Polypteriformes; Polypteridae. Gene Ontology annotation, biological process: negative regulation of protein kinase activity. The record is from RefSeq and is a predicted model, not a curated record. The transcript has 2 exons.